AUGGUAAGUGUAUCUAACAGGGAUUAUAAUUUACAGUUUAGAGAAGACAGUGAUGAAAACUUAUUUGAAAAAGGACACAAUGAAAAUGAAGCCAAUUCAUUGAAAUUGAGUAAGUUUGUUGAGGAAGAUUUCUAUUCUCCCCACAGUACAUUUGGAUAUAAAAAUGAAGAAGAUUUUAAAUAUCGCUUAACUGGAAAUAAAAAGAAAAAAGAUAAAAAAAGAAAAAGGAAAAAUGAUGAGAAUAAAAGGAUUAGUAAUAGGAAAAUAGUUAAUUUACCUGCUUCUCAGCCAUAUACACGGUUUAUUGAUGGAGAGCAUAGACUCUGUUUUAAAUAUAACACUAAAAUCAGUGAUGCAGUUUUAAGUUCCAUGCCUAAGACAGAUUUAGAAGAUAAUGAAUUUUGUAUUAGAUUUGAUAUUGAAAAUGUAGAUAUUAGUAAACUUAACGAGAAAUUUAAAGCAGAUAAUUGUGUUUAUCCUAGAGCAAAUUUACCAUACGAAAUGUAUGUAGGGAAUAGAUGGGAAUAUGAAACGGAAUGUAAUAGGCUUGCAUGGGCAUUUGUAUCUUUAAAUCCUGUAUUACUUUAUGGAAAGAAAGGACUUAUUCAGAGAGCUGUAGAUUCUUAUAGAAAUAUUAAUAAACAAAAUAGGAAUAGAAAGUUUACUAGUAGUGAAAGGUUUUCAUCAGAUUUUGACAAAAGAAAACACGCUUCUUUACCGCCUUCUUCUGUGACCAUUAAUUGGAUCAGUAAAGGGAUAAAGAAGAAGUGUAAAAUAUUUGUUAAUGUUGACAAUGUAAAUUAUGACAAAAUUGACGAAGACUUUAAAAACAAGUACUCUGUUUUUAUGGAUGAUUUCGAUGAAAAUUCAUUUGGUCUCAGCAAGUAUGAAAGUAAAAAUAAAGAUAACGAGUUAGCAAUUAAAAUAGCAUUUUUAAAUGUCGAAAAUAUGUCCUUUUGGAAUGCUAUCAAAGCCUUGGAUAAAACUACGGUUUUAAAAAGGGCUAUUGAAGCAUACAAAGCUAAGAAGGAUGAGUGUGUUAGUUCAGAAGAUGACACAGAUGCAUCAGAUUUGGUUAGUAAAGCUCAUGAAGAGAAUAGUGAUGAAGUUGAAAACUUUUUACUUAUGGGACAUGAUAUAUAA
This is a messenger RNA of Vairimorpha ceranae, 1143 nucleotides long. RefSeq names its product ribosomal protein l24e. The coding region runs from base 1 to 1143 and encodes 380 amino acids. The record is from RefSeq and is a predicted model, not a curated record. Lineage: Eukaryota; Fungi; Microsporidia; Nosematidae. The transcript has a single exon.